Aspergillus caelatus is the source of this 1930-nucleotide messenger RNA. RefSeq names its product H(+)-transporting V1 sector ATPase subunit H. The record is from RefSeq and is a predicted model, not a curated record. Gene Ontology annotation, cellular component: vacuolar proton-transporting V-type ATPase, V1 domain; fungal-type vacuole membrane. Gene Ontology annotation, molecular function: proton-transporting ATPase activity, rotational mechanism. NCBI's taxonomy places the organism in Eukaryota, Fungi, Ascomycota, Eurotiomycetes, Eurotiales, Aspergillaceae. The transcript has 3 exons. Gene Ontology annotation, biological process: proton transmembrane transport. Bases 103 to 1533 code for a protein of 476 amino acids.
CAGCCCUCUCUUCAUCCUCAAUCACCCCUCCCACCCAUCCCGGUUUUCUUCGCCUCUCGCUGUUCCGGGUAGGCUCCAUUUCUACCCUGCAAUACCGGAACUAUGUCGACCAUGUCUUUGGAGCCUCCCAUGUACCUCAGCUCUAUCCAGAACAACAUCCGAGCUCGGCCCAUCCCGUGGGAGGGAGCAGUUCGAGCUGGUAACAUCACCGAUGAUCACUUGAAAAAGAUCAAGGCAGUGGACAAAGUUCGCAAAGACCAGCGACGCCAGACUGUAGAGGGCGAUAUCUCUGGCUAUGUAAGCCUGCUCUCUGGAAGUGCCGACGCCAAGAGCGUUCUGGACUCCGCUUCCAGGAGGACCGAUAUCGUGCAGUAUAUCCUUGUGCUGGCAGCGGACUUGAUCAAUGACGUUCCAGCGCUCUCGUCUGCCCUAAUCGCGCAUCCCGAUCCCUACAAGCCAUUUCUCCCCCUCUUGCGUCAUUCUACGAAUGCUGAUGACCCUAUUCCGCUGCUCACUUCUACCUUCCUGACAAACCUUGUCUCUAUCAGCCUCGCGUCUUCGUCUAAGUCUGCGGCCCGAGAUGAAGAGGCACUUCCACAACUGUACACGUACCUCUCCAGUCUGACCCAAAACCAGGACAGUGGGUUGCAAGACAUCGGUGUCCAAGAGUUGUCGGCGUUGCUUCGUACAUCUAGGUCUCGGGAAAUCUUCUGGAAGCAGAGGGGGGAAACGGUGAACCCUUUGAUCGACAUUCUACGUGCGGCGACCGGAGGCAAAGAUACCAAUUCCAGCACCGUGGCUGGCAGUUCGCGGGCGAUCGAGCCAGGCCUCUCUGGCGGUGUUGGACUUCAACUUCUGUAUCGAGUCCUUCUUGUUAUUUGGCAACUGAGCUUCGAAGGCGCGCUAAUCGGGGAUGACCUUCAGGCGGACCACGAAUUCCUUCAGUUGUAUACUUACCUCCUGCGCCUCUCGCCGAAGGAGAAGACAACACGACUUCUUCUUGCAACUCUCAACAACCUCCUUUCUUCCAACCGUACAACCCUAUUGCCGGUCGCUGUGUUUGUCCGCCUCCCUGCCCUUCUUUCGAACCUCUCGGGCCGUCAUUUGACCGACCCCGAUCUUCUUGAGGAUCUGAAGACUCUCUCGGACAUGCUCGACGAGUACACUAAAACUCAAACUACGUUUGAUCAGUACGCGGCGGAGUUGCAGUCAGGACACCUCCGCUGGUCCCCACCCCACCGUAACCCUACGUUUUGGAAAGACAAUGCUCGGCGCAUCCUGGAUGAUGCUAACCUUCCCAAGAAGCUAGCAGAGAUUAUCUCUAAGGAGUGGGACAAUGACAAGCAGGUUCUCGCGAUUGCCUGCAACGAUGUGGGACAUCUGGUGAAGGAGCUGCCCGGACGACGAGCACAGCUGGAAAAGCUCGGGUUGAAGGCGCGAGUUAUGGAGCUGAUGGCCGACAAGGACGAGUCGGUACGUUGGGAGAGUCUGCGAGCAGUGGGCGAGUGGCUUCGGUACACCUUUGACGACUGAUUGCUCUUGGCGAGAUGCUUGUUACUUGUGAUUAUAUUACCCAGUGUCUGUUACUUCUGUGCUGCUUGCUUUGGACUUUGCCGAUAUAGAGAUAACCAGCUGCAUUGUAUUGAUUGCGCAGCGUACGUCGGCCAAGUGUCUUCAUUACUACUGCGCAUUUAGCGGUGUUGAUUUAGUGGGAUAAGUAAAUCAUCCUUGACGUUCUAGAAGGACAUGCCAUGUGCUGCAGUGGAAUGCCGUCGAGUACUAUGCAACCAACCCCACGGGUUGUAAUCGGCUCGUGGCGAAAGGAUCUAGCCUUUGUGAAACUUUGGAACCACAACCCCGCAAUUAGAAAUGGAUUUACGGAGUAUGCUAAACCGUUCGUUCUUAAGUUUGAGCGCUCCUUAAAAUUGAG